AUGUGUUUUCUCCAACCGCCACUCCUGCGACAUAGUAUCCUACGCAAUACCUCAAUUGCACUUCGUUUUCCUAGCUCUUGUUCACGGAAUCUUAGUAAGGGUCUUCUGGCGAAUAUUGUGGAUAUGUCUCCCAUCCCUCCCACCACCAACCCCAUCAUCAUCAGCGGUCCCUCGGGCGUCGGAAAGGGCACGCUCUACUCGCGACUCCUGGCCAACCACCCCACGCUCUUCACAACCUCCAUUUCGCACACGACGCGCGCGCCGCGUCCUGGAGAACAGCGCGAUGUGGAUUACUACUAUGUGUCGAUGGAGGAGUUUGAGGCGAUGAUUGCGGCGGGGGAUUUUGUCGAGCAUGCGAUGUUUGGGGGGAAUCGGUAUGGGACGAGUCGGAAGAUGAUUGAGAGUAAGAGGGGGGAGGGAAAGGUUGUCGUGUUGGAUAUUGAGAUGGAGGGCGUAAAACAAAUCCACGCGCUCACUCCCCCCUUCCCCGCCCGCUACAUAUUCAUAUCCCCCCCCUCCACCGCCUCGCUCUCCCCCUACCAAGUUCUCGAGAAGCGCUUGCGCGGACGAGGAACAGAAAAGGAAGAAUCGAUUCAAAAGCGUUUGGAACAGGCAAAGCUGGAAUUGGAGUAUGCGAAGAAGGAGGGCGUCCAUGAUAAGAUUAUCGUGAAUGAUGAUUUGGAGGUUGCGUAUCAGGAGUUGGAGGAUUUCAUUUUUGGUAAGGGGGGAAAGGCUGCGGAUGAGAAGGAGGCGGGGGUUAGUGUUCUGGAUUGA
Messenger RNA from Botrytis porri, 774 nucleotides. RefSeq lists its product as uncharacterized. Bases 1 to 774 code for a protein of 257 amino acids. Gene Ontology annotation, cellular component: cytosol. Gene Ontology annotation, molecular function: GMP kinase activity. Lineage: Eukaryota; Fungi; Ascomycota; Leotiomycetes; Helotiales; Sclerotiniaceae. The transcript has 3 exons. The record is from RefSeq and is a predicted model, not a curated record. Gene Ontology annotation, biological process: purine nucleotide metabolic process.